Pan troglodytes (chimpanzee) is the source of this 1410-nucleotide messenger RNA. Its product is annotated as basic salivary proline-rich protein 1. Lineage: Eukaryota; Metazoa; Chordata; Mammalia; Primates; Hominidae. The coding region runs from base 1 to 1383 and encodes 460 amino acids. The record is from RefSeq and is a predicted model, not a curated record. The transcript has 7 exons.
AUGUUGUUGAUUCUGCUGUCAGUGGCCUUGCUGGCCCUGAGCUCAGCUCAGAACUUAAAUGAAGAUGUCAGCCAGGAAGAAUCUCCCUCCCUAAUAGCAGGAAAGCCACAAGGACCACCCCCACAAGGAGGCAACCAGCCUCAAGGUCCCCCACCUCCUCCAGGAAAGCCACAAGGACCACCCCCACAAGGAGACAACAAGUCCCGAAGUGCCCGAUCUCCUCCAGGAAAGUCACAAGGACCACCCCCACAAGGAGGUAACCAGCCCCAAGGUCCCCCACCUCCUCCAGGAAAACCACAAGGACCACCCCCACAAGGAGGCAACCAGCCUCAAGGUCCCCCACCUCCUCCAGAAAAGCCACAAGGACCACCCCCACAAGGAGACAAGUCCCGAAGUGCCCGAUCUCCUCCAGGAAAGUCACAAGGACCACCCCCACAAGGAGGAAACCAGCCCCAAGGUCCCCCACCUCCUCCAGAAAAGCCACAAGGACCACCCCCACAAGGAGGCAACCAGCCCCAAGGUCCCCCACCUCCUCCAGAAAAGCCACAAGGACCACCCCCACAAGGAGACAAGUCCCGAAGUGCCCGAUCUCCUCCAGGAAAGCCACAAGGACCACCCCCACAAGGAGGAAACCAGCCCCAACGUCCCCCACCUCCUCCAGAAAAGCCACAAGGACCAGCCCCACAAGGAGGCAGCAAUUCCCGAAGUGCCCGAUCUCCUCCAGGAAAGCCACAAGGACCACCCCCACAAGGAGGCAACCAGCCCCAAGGUCCCCCACCUCCUCCAGAAAAGCCACAAGGACCACCCCCACAAGGAGACAAGUCCCGAAGUGCCCGAUCUCCUCCAGGAAAGCCACAAGGACCACCCCCACAAGGAGGAAACCAGCCCCAAGGUCCCCCACCUCCUCCAGGAAAACCACAAGGACCACCCCCACAAGGAGGCAACCAGCCUCAAGGUCCCCCACCUCCUCCAGAAAAGCCACAAGGACCACCCCCACAAGAAGACAAGUCCCGAAGUCCCCGAUCUCCUCCAGGAAAGCCACAAGGACCACCCCCACAAGGAGGAAACCAGCCCCAAGGUCCCCCACCUCCUCCAGGAAAGCCACAAGGACCACCCCCACAAGGAGGCAACCAGCCCCAAGGUCCCCCACCUCCUCCAGGAAAGCCACAAGGACCACCCCCACAAGGAGGCAGCAAGUCCCGAAGUGCCCGAUCUCCUCCAGGAAAUCCACAAGGACCACCCCAACAAGAAGGCAACAAUCCUCAAGGUCCCCCACCUCCAGCAGGAGGCAAUCCCCAGCAGCCUCAGGCACCUCCUGCUGGACAGCCCCAGGGACCACCAUCCCCUCCUCAAGGGGGCAGACCUUCCAGACCUCCCCAGUGACAGCCUCCCCAGUCAUCUAGGAUUCAA